GACAUUGACAUUUGUCAUUCGCUGUAUUUUUUGAAAGCCUGAUCAGUGUGACUUCAUUUUACAACGUGUUUUAAAGCGAAAAAACGUAUUAACUAUUUUAUAACAGAAUCUACUAACUUCUGAAUAUACUAGAAAACUUGGUUAUAUCUACCAAACCAUAUAAACACAUGCUAGAAGCGGAUAAGUUUUAACUUAUACUAUUCGGACUUUAUGAAAGAGAUAAUGCGCGGCCAUCAAGAAGACACACCACCUUCGUCGGUUAAUGGCGAUGAAAUUACCGGCAUGGACGAAGAAGGUAUAAUUUAUUACGACGACGGGGAUGAGAUACAAUUAGACGAAGAUGAAUACAUGGAAGAAGUGACGGAAGACUUUUUUGAAGAGGAUGAAGCCGAUAUGGAACCUCCUGAGGAUCAUGCGGCCCUAGUAUUCAGCAAGCAUGUUGGCUCAGUGUUCAGUUGUGAUCUGCAUCCUAAUGGCAAGCUAGCAGUAACUGGUGGAGAAGACGACAAAGCCUACGUUUGGUCAGUUGAAACUGGAGAAGUAGUCAUGGACUGUGUGGGGCAUAAGGACUCAGUCAUUUUUGUGGGCUUUAGUUUUGAUGGAGCAUACUUAGCCACAGCUGACAUGUGUGGGCUUAUCAAAGUAUGGAAAUGUAAUACUGAGAAUCAAGAUCCUUGGCCAGUCGCCUUUGAGUAUGAGGCAGAUGACCUCACUUGGGGUCUCUGGCACUUUGGAGCAAGAGUACUUAUGUUUGGAUCAGUGUCAGGAGAUAUUUAUGUAUUUAAAGUACCUUCAGGAGAUACUAAAAUAUUGCAAGGACAUAAUGUGAAAUCAGAGUGUGGCAAGUUGUUUCGUGAUGGUGUCCGUCUGUCAGCGGGCUAUGAAGAUGGUGCAGUUAAAAUUUGGGACUUAAAAACGUCAGCCAUUUUGCAACAAGUGCCUGCAAGUGUUCACCAGAUACGAGUUACAGCUGUAGACAAUCACCCUGAAAACAAUCUUAUUGCCUCCAUUUCUACUGAUGGUAAAGUGGUAUUAACAACACCAAACAAUGGCAAAGUAGUUGGACAAUUAGAAACAGAAAAUGACUUGGAAACAGUUGCAUUUGCUGAUGAUGCACAGUUAGGAUUACUUGCUACAGGUACAUUAACAGGAGCAGUGUGCAUAUGGGAUGUUGCAAGACAAAUGAUUAGACAUCAAUGUGCCAAAUCAGACGACGCAGUAGGCGGCGUCACUAAAAUGAUUUGGGUGAAGACUGAACUCGUAACAGGCUGCCUCGACGGCUCCAUCCGCGUUUACGAAGGCAGAAACGGCGAGAGAAGUCAAAUGCUCACCGGCCACCGAUCAGAAAUUCUAGAUCUAUGCUAUAACGAAAAAGAAAACUUAUUCCUCACCACAUCAGACGAUGGCACCGCUAGGAUAUUUAAAUAUGAAGUAAACAAAGACAAAGAUUAAUAAUCUUUAAUUUAAUUAGAAUAUUACUUUUUGUAAUAUUUUUUUAUGUCUACAAUAUACGAGAAACUCGCUUAAUUGUGAAGCUAUUCUAUUAUGUAUUUACUUCGUUAAUCGUAAUUACUUAUGUAUUGAUAUUAACAUGAUUAUAUCAUGGUAUAGCGUAACGAAAAUUUGUAAAUACUGUUAUUUGGGAAUAAAAUUUUUAUUCUGUAUAUUUUA
Messenger RNA from Trichoplusia ni (cabbage looper), 1671 nucleotides. RefSeq names its product angio-associated migratory cell protein. The transcript is spliced from 5 exons. The record is from RefSeq and is a predicted model, not a curated record. Bases 211 to 1452 code for a protein of 413 amino acids. Gene Ontology annotation, molecular function: protein binding. NCBI's taxonomy places the organism in Eukaryota, Metazoa, Arthropoda, Insecta, Lepidoptera, Noctuidae.